UUAAGGUUAAUGUUCAUUCGGACAUUCGGUUCGAUUUCUUAAUUGAGAAAAUGAUUGUUAAGAAUGAAAAAAAUUCCCGGUUAAAUUUAGACUGACCAUUAAACGAUUGUGUGUUUAUCCUUGAGGCUUAGAUGAAGCUAAAAGUAGAAAGUAAGAGAAGGAAAAAAAGUGAUGAAGAUAAAGAUGAUUCGAAAAGAAAGAGAAAGAGAAAGAGAGAGAGAUGAGAGAAGCCCUUUCCAGUGAGAAGAGAGAGUAGAGGGAGAGGAGAAUCUACAUGAAGUGACCAAGAAAGUGACCGUUGAUUAAGGGGACGCAACCGAACUCGGGGUUUCCUUUUUGGCCUAAAUUCAAUUUCGGGUCAGAAUCUCUCCCACUUUAUAUAAAAAGAUUUCGCAUCGAAGGUCAUUACUUUAUUGCCCUUCGUUAUUCUCAAUCCAUCAGUUGCUCAUCACAAUCAAAUUCACAUUUCGUUUCAGUGUCACUUGAGUUUUGUGUGUGUUCUGAGGUCAUUACAUUGGAUUUAAUUCCCUAUUAAUUGUUCAUCAUCAUCUAUUCGAGCUUCCAAUCCAAGUCUAGAAUUAUGAAUCGUCAAAUCGCAAAUAUUUUCUUCGCGUUUUUAAUCGCGUCAACAUUUUACCACGAUUUCGCUGUUGCCUCGCGUUUGAAGAAGAAAAUCCUUCUGAAAGGAUUAAUCGGCGCUGGAUUACUAGUUAAAUACCUUAAGCCAAAGAAAGGAAUACUUCCUAUUCCUCUUCCAAUGCCAUUGCCAAUUCCAAUUGAAUGGGAACAACCACCAAUAAUCGUCCACCCAAAGCAUCACCAUGUUCCGAUUCCUCAACCAGUACCAAUGCCCGUUCAUACUCCAGUUCAUGUUCCAAUCCAUCAUCACUCCAAAUAUCUAGUAUCUGAUAGCUUCCAAUCACCAGAGUAUCCCAGUUACAGUGGUUCAAGUCCUUUAGCAAGUUACAGUAGCUCGAGCUAUGGAAACAGUUAUAAUGGCAAUAACUAUGGAAACUCCUACGGAAACAGUUAUGGUGGAAGUAGCUAUGGAGGAAACUAUGGAGGAAACUAUGGAAGUCUCGAUGAAGGUUAUGGUGGAUCCGAUGGAUAUGGAGGGUCUGAUGGUUUCGGCGAGUCUAGUGGUUAUGGCGAUGACAAUGGUUACUAGUUAAUCAUGAUUUCUAAUCAAUAAACUGUUAUCCAUUUGUUCAAUCAUCUUUACAUCUCAUCUCAUCAUCUCUUGACCACCGUUGCCAAUCAUAUACACUUUUGCCAUCUUCAACCUUACCACCAAGUCCAUCAUCUUCAUCGUCUAAAGCCAAUUAAAUUAAACCUCAUCUUCAUCAUCAAUGUAACCCCACCAUUAUUAUGAUUUAUUAAAAUCAAUAAAUACACAUACGAAAUGAUUAA
Messenger RNA from Panonychus citri (citrus red mite), 1410 nucleotides. Its product is annotated as scale keratin-like. The transcript has 5 exons. NCBI's taxonomy places the organism in Eukaryota, Metazoa, Arthropoda, Arachnida, Trombidiformes, Tetranychidae. Bases 581 to 1168 code for a protein of 195 amino acids. The record is from RefSeq and is a predicted model, not a curated record.